UCGCUCGCUCGCUCGCAACGCCGCGGCACCACCUCAGCUGUAUAUCAGUCACACAGCCGCACAGCUGACUGACAGACAUCUUCAAGUGCCCAUUAAAUCACUAACACUUGACUCCUACACCGCUCAACACAACCAUCAACCGUUUCCCUUCAUCACGCGGCGCAACCGCAUGUCCCGCAACCACACCACCGCUUCCUAUGCGUAAACCCCCCGUCCCUCCGUCCAAUACACCACCACCCCAGUGCACGCUUCCAAAAUGAACGGCUGGGUCGUCUUCAUAAUCAUCCUUCUCCUCGCCCUUAUCGGUGGCUACGGCGGCUGGGUAGUUUGGUCGCGGCUCCGAGCGAAACGACUCGGACUCUCACCACCCUCACUCCUUCCCUUCGCGCGAUCCUCUCCACCCACUAACUUCCCCGCUCCCGCCCCUGGCGGCAUCCGCGGUUGGAUCGACACACAGGUACGGAAAUUCAAGAACCGCAACAACCGCUAUGCAACAGGCGCUUACGAAGAGCCGUCGACGUACGCUGGCGGUGGGCGAGCCCGCGGCGCAGGCCACCGGCUCGAUCCGGAUGAAGCUUGGGAUGCGCGCGUCGGCAACGAGGCGUAUUAUGAGGAGCAGGAACUUGGGCUGCAUGCGCCACAGGGUGGUAAUGGGAGUAAUACGUAUGGUGGUGGAGGAUACGGUGCGCCGGAACCGGGGGUAGUGGCGCAAGAGCCGGAGCGCGGAAGGAGUCGGACGAGGGAGUAUGAUGAAAGGACGCUGGAUGAUGGGAGGAGCGGAAGGGAGAAUCCGUUUGGAGACGAGAAUGCGGCGAGCUUGAGGGGUGUGAGUCCGAGGCCUUUGGAUCAGGGUCAGGAUACGAGUUAUGGUGGCGCGCAGCACCAGCAGCCAGCCCAGGCUCAUGCGGGAGAUAGCCCGACAGAGAGGAGGAGUAUGUUUAGGGAAAAUAUGUGAGGCUAGGAAUGAGUGAGAGGGUAAAGGUUGUUACGGGUAUAUAUGUUACACUACGGUUGUUGAGGUAAAAAAGGUCCAUUUUCCCAUUUUCGACCCAGGUCAAU
Messenger RNA from Lindgomyces ingoldianus, 1059 nucleotides. RefSeq lists its product as uncharacterized. The record is from RefSeq and is a predicted model, not a curated record. The coding region runs from base 257 to 955 and encodes 232 amino acids. The transcript has a single exon. NCBI's taxonomy places the organism in Eukaryota, Fungi, Ascomycota, Dothideomycetes, Pleosporales, Lindgomycetaceae.